Nymphaea colorata (pocket water lily) is the source of this 2177-nucleotide messenger RNA. Its product is annotated as U1 small nuclear ribonucleoprotein 70 kDa. Gene Ontology annotation, cellular component: precatalytic spliceosome; U2-type prespliceosome; U1 snRNP. The coding region runs from base 442 to 1878 and encodes 478 amino acids. The transcript has 11 exons. The record is from RefSeq and is a predicted model, not a curated record. Gene Ontology annotation, biological process: mRNA splicing, via spliceosome. Lineage: Eukaryota; Viridiplantae; Streptophyta; Magnoliopsida; Nymphaeales; Nymphaeaceae. Gene Ontology annotation, molecular function: U1 snRNA binding; mRNA binding.
AGGUCAAUACCCUCCCAACUCUUGCAGUGCUUCCAAAUGUGCGGCCUCACGAAACAAGCCGCAGCCUGCAGCGUUUGAGCAUCCAAGUUAGGGCAAAACGAGGAAGUGCUCUUCUUCCCUCCAUAUCCUCUGCACAGCCGUUGCAUCUUUCCAUCAUUGGUUGCAGGUGAGUCAUUGUUUCCGCCGAUCCUUUUCUGCCUCAAGCGUCGGCUUGGUGCAUCGUCUUCGCAUAUUUGCUCGAGGUUCGCUCGGUUGCUUUCAUCUUCUUCGAUUGAGAUAGUUGUGUUGAUUGAUCCCUGUGUGGUUCUAAUACACAUUUGGUGAUGUGAGCUCUUCCUGUAACCAUCAAGAGGAGCAGUUGGCUGGAGAGAGAAUAUUGCUUCUUAUUGUUCUUCAUUUGUUUAGAUUGUUUUUUCGGUUUCAAAUCUCGUCCUUCUGGUUAUGGGGGAUUACAAUGAUGCUUUCAUGCGGGGGAAGGAUGCAGCUGUUCAGGCUCGGACCAAGGCACAGAAUAGAGCAACUGUCUUGCAGUUGAAGCUGAUUGGGCAAAGUCAUCCAACAGGCCUCACUGCAAAUCUUCUAAAGCUUUUUGAACCAAGGCCUCCUUUGGAGUAUAAACCCCCGCCUGAGAAAAGGAAAUGCCCUCCAUAUUCAGGCAUUGCACAGUUUGUGAGUGAAUUUGCUAAACCUGGGGACCCUGAAUAUGCCCCACCAGUGGUGAAGGGUGAAACACCGGCACAAAGGAGAGCACGAAUUCAUAAACAGCGACUAGAAAAUGGUGCUCUAAGGGCCUCUGAAGAGCUUCAAAAAUAUGACCCAUCAAACGAUCCCAACGUAUCAGGCGACCCUUACAAAACGCUUUUUGUGGCUAGGCUUAGCUAUGAGACAACUGAGCAUCGUAUCAAAAGGGAGUUUGAGGCCUAUGGGCCAAUUAAACGGGUCCGUUUGGUUACUGACAAAAAUACAAACAAGCCUCGAGGCUAUGCCUUCAUUGAGUACAUGCACACUAGAGACAUGAAAACUGCAUAUAAACAAGCAGAUGGACGAAAAAUUGAUAAUAGGAGAGUCCUUGUGGACGUAGAACGUGGUAGAACAGUUCCAAAUUGGCGUCCUCGCAGGCUUGGUGGUGGACUUGGGUCUACCAGGAUUGGAGGCGAAGACUUGAAUCAAAAGCAUUCUGGCAGAGAGCCUCAGCAGAUCUCAGCCGGAGGUGCUCGGCGGUCUGAGGAACCAAGAGUUAGAGAAGAUCGGGUCUUAGAUCGUGACAGGGAAAUGUCUCGUGAAAGGGGGAGGGAUAGGGAGCGAGGAAGAGAGAAGUCCCGUGAACGCUCACAUGAGAGAGGAAGAGAUCGUGAUGUCAAGGAAGAUAGGCAUCAUCGAGACCGUGAUCGAAACCGAGACAGGGAGAGAGAGAGGGAUCGUGGCCGUGAUCAUGAUCGUGACCGCGACCGUGACCGUUCCCAUCGUGGUCGAGAUCGUGAUCGUGAUCGUGAUAGAGAGCGUGACCGUGACCGGGAGCAUGACCGUGACCGAGACCGUGAACGUGAACAUUAUAGAGAUAGAGAUAUGGAUUAUGAGCAUGGCGAACUUGAUCGGGAUUAUGAGCAGCCUAGGGAAAUGAAAAAUGAUUAUGGGCAACAUGUGGUGCCUGAGCAUGGGCAUGAUCGAUUUGGGUCUAUUCAACCAGCUGAGAAGUAUGAUGUUUCGAAUGACCAUGGACAUGAACGCUAUGCACGUGUUGAGCCCGGCCAUGCUGAUGAGCAUUAUGGUCAUGAUCUUGAUCAUGAAAGGUACGAGCAGGGGGAGUUUGGACAAGAUGAGCGUGAGUGGUCUCCUGAUAGGGAUCGCAAAUAUGACCAUGACGAGAGACCCGAGUGAGACUGCUGAUUGUAAGCUGUGGCAAGGUUAAGCUGUCCCUCUCUCCCUCUUCCUGGAAACGUCCAUCUCGUGCCUGCAGUCUAACUGUUUCCAGGUGUAGCUGAAUGUAUUUUGAGGAUUCGGCCUCUCGAAAAGGCUGGUUAUUUUCCUUGUCUGUGGUUGGUGAUGUUAGGUGGGUAAACUAGAUAAUUUGCGUAAUGGUUUUGUUAUCUCUUUUGAGCACUGUAAGCAAUACUAUUGCUGUUUUGAUGAUGAUAUGGUACUAUAAAAUCACUAUUGUCCUUGUGUUUUCCUCUUAA